GUCAGUAUGUUAUCACUGUUUCGUCUCAAGAAACGUAAGGUAUAGAUAGACGGUGCGCAAGAGUCGAGCUCAGUGCCAAACCGCGAGUCGAUACGACAAUACACAGUUUUAGUUUUUAGUGUUUUACACCGGAAUUUUAUAUCAAAAUGUUCCGGUAUCUAGUCAUAGCGUACCUAGUAGCCCUGAGCAACGUCUCUUGCGGGAACCCCAUCACCAACGAGGUUAUUGAAGAACAUGAGCUGGUCUUUGCGAUGGUUUUAAACAGACACGGUGAGCGGUCUCCCGAUGCUGAUGAGCUUUCCUUGUCAGAUCAACAGGACCUGAUAUUGAACCUCACCUACCUUGAAGGACCUGAGGGAUUAACUAACGUCGGAAAACGACGAGCCUACCAAAUAGGGAAAUUCUACCGCCAAAGGUACGGUUCCCAAGGUCACAAGCUGAUCUCAAACCUGUACCUCCGAAACGAGAUCCUCAUCAGGAGUACGGACAAGGAGAGGACGAAGAUGACCAUACAAGUGGCUAUGGCGGCAGCCUACCCACCCGAACCUGAGCAGCAAUGGGACGAGGGUUUGGGAAAGGUCUGGCAGCCUGUGCCGUAUACUGCUGUGCCGUUGUCUGAGGAUUAUCUCCGCUACUACUCCAACUGUCAGUACUUUAAGACGCUGAUGGCCGAAGCAAAGCGAGCUUCCUUGACCGAGGAGUUCUUACCAUACCUGGAUCUCAUACCCCUGAUUCAGAACAAGACCGGAGUAGACUUCUCGACAGAUCCACUGCUGUUUGAAACUCUUUAUGAUCUGUUUAGGAGUUCGAUUGGUCUCGGUCUAGACCUCCCAGACUGGGCUAAGCCAAUACUGCCUAGGCUAAGUGAAGCCGGUAGACUGGCUUACAGGCUGUAUUUCAGGACUGAUGAGAUGAAGAAGAUUGGUGGUGGAGUCCUUCUAAGCCAGUUCAUCCAAGCCGGCAACGACUUCAUAUCAGGAAAGCCAGUAUCCCAGCCGCUUCGGUCCAUCUCUGCCCACGACUUCAACAUCGGAGCCCUAAUGGAUGUAGCUUAUGUCCAGAAUGACAGCACCAUUCCGGAGUAUGGGGCUGUGUUCGCGUUGGAGUUAUAUAAGUCUAGGAGUACUGGGAGUUAUAGUGUGCUGCCGGUGUAUCUCCCCAAAGCUGGUGAGUCAUCAGCCCAUCUCCUCAGGAUCAAAGGCUGUGAAACUUCUAGUCACUGCGACUUCGACAAGUUCAAGGAGUUAACGAAGAACAACUUAUUACCAGAGAAGGAAUUCUACCAACUGUGUAAUAUCAAAACAGAGUUAUAGUUUAAGAAUGAAGUAUUAAAAGGUAGAAUCAUGGAGAAUAAAAUGAAUAGCGGAGGUGUCAUAACGGGAAAUGGCCUAAGAAAGUAGCGCGCCAAAAUGCGGGGCUAAGGAACGAUUAUUAUUACUAAACGCCUUUGUUGGACCCGACCAUUUUUUUAUAAAAUUAAUACUAAAAAUUGUUGACAUGUCUCUAAGUAGAAAAAUUGCCUCGAACGACUCGUUGGUUCACUCGUAACUGAUCGGUUUGGUCAUGCCUACCUUACAAAAACCUAGCUAGAUGAAGGAGCCUGACUGACCUACCUAUAAGGUGGGUCCCUUGCGAAUUUGACCUAGAAGAAGGGGCCCGACAUACCUGCAAUUUGGCAUCUCCGCUCAUUCCUUACUCCAUGGGUAGAAUUAAUUUAUACUGUUUAUUGACUAGCGUUACCCGCGAUUUUGUUUGUUUGUAUGUUUCUGUGUUGUGUGCCUGUUUGAUUCAGAACAUGAUAUAUUUGAGAGUCGAGUUUUGGUUGUGUAGUUUUUUUGAGGAAGACUAAAUAGGUAAAAGGUAUACAUAACUAUAGCAUAUCUAUUUAUUUAACAUUUAAAUAAAAUAUCAAUGCAAUAUAAAAAUAGUGUAGGUAAGCAUCUUUUAGCUACUUAGUCUAAUUUUAAUUACUACUUAAAUAUUGUUUUCUUGCACGUCAAUUUUGUUAUAAGCCUACACAAAACAUAUUUUUUAAGUCGUAAAUAAUUUGAACUCGUUUUGAAAAAACUACAAAAUAUGAUGAAUAGCUUUGUAAAAUACUUAAUUGUAAUUUCGACCAAGCAUCUAUCCACAAACUUGUGAACGAUGCCCUAUUUUUACUUGUAUAAAAUGUUCUAAAUAUAUAUUUAAAAAAAAUGGAAUAUCUGUUUCAAAAUGAUAUAAGAUUUCUAAAAAAAAUACUUUCAGCAGAGUAAAAAAAAACAAUAUUUAAUUUAUAAGGAGUGCCUCCUACCAUCUUGAGACGAAGGCACUCUACCGACACUUCUCUAAACUUUUAUAUAACUAUGUUUCAAGUGCUUCUUUUUGUUACCAAUAGAUGGCGCUGUUACAAAAUAUAGUAAAUUCUUGUAGCGUAGAACAACUUGAUUGAAACGGGUCUUGAAUUGUAAGCCCUAUGAAAGGGUAGCGUGAAGUUAAUAACUAUGUCUGUGAUAUUAUACGAAUAUAAACAGAAUGUUUGUACAAAUAAAUAAUAUUGUUAAGUGUG
Messenger RNA from Helicoverpa zea (corn earworm), 2548 nucleotides. Its product is annotated as venom acid phosphatase Acph-1-like. Gene Ontology annotation, molecular function: phosphatase activity. Gene Ontology annotation, biological process: dephosphorylation. The transcript is spliced from 8 exons. NCBI's taxonomy places the organism in Eukaryota, Metazoa, Arthropoda, Insecta, Lepidoptera, Noctuidae. The coding region runs from base 147 to 1313 and encodes 388 amino acids. The record is from RefSeq and is a predicted model, not a curated record.